AUGGUUUUCAGGACCAAACAGUUCCUCUUACCCAGCAGCCCGCCAAUGGCUGGGAACAGGUGCUGGGCAAUGCGUCACAGGUGUGCCGGCCACACCCUCAGGGAAGGAGAAGACAGAGUGUUCACGCCAGAGGACCUGCAGCCAAAUGCCCCUGGGGUCUUGUCGUGCCCAGCCCAGGAGGACGAGGUCUGUGUGUCCUGCAUCUCCGGGCCUCUUCAGCAUGUUGUUUGGGACCACCUGCUCAGCAGGCUACGACUGUGCCAGCACUGCUUCACCUCCGCCUUCUCUCUCACCAUUAACAUGCUGUGGCCAUGCGGAGGAAGCCACAGCAGAGCCACUCUUGACCAGUUGGGUGCUGCCACCCACUCACCCCACGGGGCCCAUCAGCUCCACUGGCCCUGUGUUUCCAGGUCUCUGACACCAGUUUCAAGUCCUGCCAGCCUGAUCGUUCUUAUUCCUGAGUCCCCUUCCCUCCUUUUAAGCACUGAACGAAUCCCAAAGCUGAGCCCCUGCCCAGAACCCUGGGGUCUGUCCUUUGCAGCUCUGAGGGCCACACGGGACUGCACACAGGGAAACAAAAACAAGGCCUUCUACAUUUCUCAGGUCCUUGAGUGUUUCUCUCUGCUCCCUGCCCUCUGGAGGCCAGCCCCGGGGUACAGAGGGGUUGCACAGGCCAGAGACCGCAUCCCGGAUUCCAGACCCACGCGGCUGGCACGGGCUCCGCAAAUUCUGCCAAACUAUGCGAAGCAUUCUUAGGUCCAGCUUCUUCUGAGAAAUCUCAAAAUGGAGAGGGCAAAGGCAAAGAGAGUGAGUUUCCCAGGAAGCCCCAAAGCCCUGGCUUCCGCCCAAACUGGUUUGCGGCCCUGGGAGUCCGUGCUGGGGACGGAGAACGACGUGGCACUCCCUCUAGCGGCAAACGGCUCGCACAGAGCCCGGCAUCUCUGUGGCCGGAGCCUCGCCUGCCGCGCGCUCUCCUGCCAGGGCCACGCAGCCUGCCCUCCUCUGCCGGGGAGAGGAGACUGCUCAGCAACUCCCCUGUGCCCAUGCAAGAGAGGCUGUCGG
Molecule: messenger RNA, 1062 nt
Organism: Piliocolobus tephrosceles (Ugandan red Colobus)
Lineage: Eukaryota; Metazoa; Chordata; Mammalia; Primates; Cercopithecidae
Exons: 2
Coding region: 1-756 (251 amino acids)
Source: RefSeq, a predicted model, not a curated record